Dracunculus medinensis (Guinea worm) is the source of this 1785-nucleotide messenger RNA. The record is from the annotation of a GenBank genome assembly. Lineage: Eukaryota; Metazoa; Nematoda; Chromadorea; Rhabditida; Dracunculidae.
AUGGCUGCAAGUCAAAUGCACGACGAUUCGGACGAUAAUCUUUAUCCGAUCGCUGUUCUCAUCGAUGAAUUACGAAACGAAGAUGUGCAGCUUCGGCUGAACAGCAUUCGCAAGUUGUCGACGAUUGCACUCGCAUUGGGCGUUGAACGCACACGAGGGGAACUUAUUCAGUUCCUUACUGAUACUAUUUAUGACGAAGAUGAAGUACUUUUGGCACUCGCUGAGCAGUUAGGAAAUUUUACGCCACUUGUUGGUGGACCGGACUAUGUUCAUUGUCUUUUGCCACCAUUAGAGAAUCUCGCCACAGUUGAAGAAACUGUUGUACGCGAUAAAGCUGUCGAAAGCUUAAGAAAGAUCGCUGACAAGCAUUCAAGCGCUGCUUUGGAAGAAUUUUUCAUUCCUAUGCUUCGACGAUUAGCGACAGGAGAUUGGUUUACCUCACGAACUUCAUCCUGCGGUUUAUUUAGUGUUGCUUAUCCUCGUGUCAGUCCUGCCAUCAAAACAGAAUUGCGCAAUUUAUUUCGUGCCCUUUGUCGAGAUGAUACUCCUAUGGUUCGACGUGCAGCAGCAUCAAAACUGGGUGAAUUUGCUAAAGUUUUUGAAGCCGAUUAUCUGAAGGAUGAAUUGCUUUCUAUGUUCAUGGAUCUUGCACAGGAUGAACAGGAUUCAGUUCGUCUGUGGACUGUCGAAGCUUGUGUUGCUAUAGCCUCAUUGCUUAAUGAGGAACAACGUAAAGAGAUGAUUAAGCCUGUGCUUAUGAAUUUAAUCGAGGAUAAAAGUUGGCGCGUGAGAUACACAGUAGCUGAACGUUUUGUUGAAAUACAAACUGCUGUAGGAAAGGAUAUUGCAGUUAAUGAAUUAUUACCUUCUUUCAAUAAUCUCUUGAAGGACGUGGAAAGCGAAGUGCGAAGUGCUGCAGCUUGCAAAAUACAAGCAUUUUGCGCUGCGCUGCCAGCACCUGGUCGCGAAAAAUCAAUUCUCACUCAUGUGUUGCCUGUGGUUAAAGAAUUGGUCAGUGAUCCUAAUCAACAUGUUAAAACUGCUUUAGCAUCGGUAGUUAUGGGUCUCGCUCCCAUUCUUGGUAAAGAUCUCACUAUGGAACAUCUUCUUCCGAUUUAUUUGACUCUUCUUCGUGAUGAAACUGCUGAAGUCAGGCUCAAUAUCAUAUCAUCGUUGGAUAAGGUGAAUGAAGUUAUCGGCGCAUCGCAGUUAUCUCAGUCACUAUUACCAGCGAUUGUUGAAUUGGCAGAAGAUGGUAAAUGGCGGGUUCGUCUCGCCAUUGUUGAAUUCAUGCCUCUAUUAGCCGCACAACUUGGCCAAGAAUUUUUCGAUGAAAAACUUCUACCUUUGUGUAUGACAUGGUUGACAGAUCAUGUUUACGCAAUACGGCAAGCAGCUACAGGCAUUUUGAAACAGCUUACAGAAAAGUUUGGGCCAGAUUGGGCGAUGAAACAAGUUUUGCCAAAAGUAAUUGUUUUAGCGAAGGAUACAAAUUAUUUGCACCGUAUGACCUGCUUAUUCUGCUUUAAUACGCUUUGUGAAGCAUUGGGCGCUGACCACACUAUAAAAGAAAUUCUUCCGGUUGUGCAACAGCUUAGUGACGAUCAAGUGCCAAAUGUAAGGUUCAAUGUGGCAAAAACAUUGCUGUAUAUUGGUCGUAUUAUAGAUCAAAAUUCUAUAAAUUCUCAAGUCAAACCACUAAUCUCGAAGAUGUGCAGUGAUGCAGAAUUCGAUGUAAGAUAUUUUGCUGAUGAAACAAGAAUGGGUUUGUUUUUAUUAUUUUAA